AUGAUGAGCUUCUUCCCGUGUGUCGUGAUCGCCGCUGUCGUGGCUCUUUUGCAGGCGGUGGCUCUCAGCUCUGUGGACCAUACUCACAACCCUUACCGUGAAGGCGGAUAUUACCACUUCGAUCACCAAGGCAUUCCCCAUUGGCACUCCGGCAAAUACCAUUACCAUGGCUACGACGAGUACAUUUACCGUUCUCCGAAAUACGUUCGUUACGUCAGCGAUCCCGUAGUACAUCAACGACUUCACACCCACGUAGAGAGAGUUCCAACUUACAGCCGAACAUACGAGGUCCCCACCAAUUACCGGCAGGUUGACCACCAACAUCAUCACGCCGAUGAACGGACCAUCGUAGAGAAGAAGAUCUACAAGCAAGAGGUCACUCCGGCUCACUACCACGUUGGUGCCACUCACGUAGAUUCUGAUCAUCAUCAUCACCUUCAUUGA
Molecule: messenger RNA, 444 nt
Organism: Galendromus occidentalis (western predatory mite)
Lineage: Eukaryota; Metazoa; Arthropoda; Arachnida; Mesostigmata; Phytoseiidae
Product: histidine-rich glycoprotein
Exons: 4
Coding region: 1-444 (147 amino acids)
Source: RefSeq, a predicted model, not a curated record